AGGAUGGGCGAGAGCUCGAGCCCCAUCAGCGUCAUCCUGGUCAGCUCCGGCAGCCGCGGGAACAAGCUGCUCUUCCGCUUCCCCUUCCAGAGGGGGCCCGGCAGCCCCGCCGCCCACACCGGGAAACCGAGAAGCAGGUAUGCCGUGAACAGUCUGGGCAACGGCGUCGAAGACCCAGAUGGGGACUCCAGAGAGCCCUGUCCGCUCACUGAUGAGCAGGUGGUGUCGGGGUUCUCGGACGUCAUCCUGGCAACGAUCCUGGCUACCAAAUCAGACAUGUGCGGCAAGAAGUUUGAGCUGAAGAUCGACAACGUCCGUUUCGUGGGACACCCCACCCUGGUGCAGCAUGCCUUUGGGCAGGUAGGCCCCGCGGGCGCCAGGGCAGCCUGGGCACAGCCUAUCUCCAAGACAGACCCCUCCCCAAAGCGGGAGAUGCCCACCAUGAUCCUCUUCAAUGUCGUCUUCGCCUUGAGGGCCACCGCGGACCCCUCGGUCAUCAGCUGCCUGCACAACCUCUCUCGCCGCAUCGCCAUUGUCCUCCAGCACGAGGAGCGCCGCUGCCAGUACCUCACGCGAGAGGCCAAGCUCAUCCUGGCCAUUCAGGACGAAGCCUCUGCCAUCUCGGAAACGCCUGAAGGGCCCCAGUCGCCUUUUCUCCACAUCCUCCCCAAGUGCAAGCUGGCCAGAGACCUGAAGGAGGCUUACGACAGCCUCUGCACGACAGGCGUGGUCCAGCUGCACAUCAACAACUGGCUGGAAGUGAGCUUCUGCCUGCCCCACAAAAUCCACUACGCUGCCUCUCGCUUCAUCCCUCCGGAAGCCAUCGAGAGGAGCCUCAAGGCCAUUCGGCCGUACCACGCCUUGCUGCUGCUGAAGGACGAGAAGGCGCUUCUGAGCGAGCUGCCGCUGGACUGCUCCCCCGCCCUGGUGCGCGUGGUCAGGACCACCUCGGCCGUCAAGAACCUCCAGCAGCUGGCCCAGGACGCUGACCUGGCGCUGCUGCAGGUGUUCCAGCUGGCAGCGCACCUGGUCUACUGGGGCAAAGCCAUCAUUGUCUACCCGCUGUGCGAGAACAAUGUCUACAUGCUGUCUCCCAAUGCCAGCGUCUGCCUCUACUCCCCUCUGGCGGAUGACUUUGCCUGCCAGUUCCCCGGCCAUGACCUGCCUUCCGUCCUCUCCAAGUUCUCCUUGCCGGUGUCCCUGUCGGAGUUCAAGGACCCCCUGGCUCCCCCCGUGCAGGAGACACAGCUCAUCCAAAUGGUCGUCUGGAUGCUCCAACACCGACUGCUCAUCCAGCUGCACACCUACGCCUGCCUGAUGGUGCCCCCCAAGGAAGAGGAUGUCCGGCCCCGGGCGGAGGAGAUGCCCCUGGCGGCCAGAGUCGGGGGGCGCAGCCUCAGCACCCCCAACGCCCUCAGCUUUGGCUCCCCAACCAGCAGCGACGACAUGACGCUCACCAGCCCCAGCAUGGACAACUCCAGCGCAGAGCUGCUGCCCGGAGGGGACUCCCCUGUGAACAAGCGCAUGACCGAGAACCUGCUGACCAGCCUCCCGGAGCACGAGCGAGAGGCCAUCCUCAGCGUCCCAGCCGCCCACAACCCCGAGGACCUGCGCACAUUUGCCAGGCUUCUGCACUACUUCCGGGGGCGCCACCACCUGGAGGAGAUCAUGUACAACGAGAACAUGCGCCGCUCGCACCUCCUGAUGCUCUUUGACAAGUUCCGGGGUGUGCUGGUGGUGACGAACCACGAGGACCCCGUCAUCUCCGUCUUCCAGUCCUUCCAGAAGUGAGGAGGGGCGGCCGCUGCCCAGGACUUUGAAGGAGGAUUGCUGGCCCUCGGGAUGGGGGAAGAAGGCACCCCCUUCUUGCAGCCACAUGGGGGGCAAGGAGGGGACUUGGGGGCCUUGUGCACAGAUGCCUGCCAGCGGCCCUGAUUCGGUCACGCUCCUGGCACUGCCAGGCCUCAGAUGCUGCUUCUGGGCCUCUGCUGACGGCUGCAGACAUAGCGAUCCAUCUGCUGGACACUUCUCUUGGCUGGGGGAGGGGGGUGGAGAGCUGGGGGGACACACCUGUGUCUUGAUAGUUGCAGGCAAGCCUCAGACUGUUCACCCGCCAUUGCACAAUUACAACCACAUGCUGGAAAAUGUGAAAUCUUUCUCCUCUUAAGUCAGGGAACAAGUCUGUUGUGAAAGUACCGGCUCUUUUCCUCCCUGCCUUGACCCACAAACCUACCUUCCUUACUUCUGAAGGGCAGGUGACCACUGGCUUGGCCUCCUCUCUCAGGCCACCUGAACUGGCCGCAUCCUGCUUGCUCAGUCAGGUGGCUCCUCUCUCUUCCACAAGGACCAAGGGCAGGAGCAGGUUUAACAAAGGGAAUGGGGGGAGAAUUUGUUGGGAUGAUUCUGGUACCUCUUCCUAGCAGCAGAGGAACUCUUAUCUCCCCACAUCGUGGAAGGGGGGCGGUUUUCCUCCUUCCAAUUCUGCAUUUUGCAGGCAGCUCCUUCCUUCAAUAUGCUGCAGGCAGGAAGGCUUUCCCGCAGCCACAACCACCAGCCUCAAAGCAAAACUAUUUUAUUUUGGAAAGAAAUAAAUUCACAAGACUGAAA
Messenger RNA from Podarcis raffonei (Aeolian wall lizard), 2607 nucleotides. RefSeq names its product NPR3 like, GATOR1 complex subunit (gene NPRL3). Gene Ontology annotation, biological process: cellular response to amino acid starvation; negative regulation of TORC1 signaling; TORC1 signaling. The transcript has 14 exons. Bases 4 to 1791 code for a protein of 595 amino acids. The record is from RefSeq and is a predicted model, not a curated record. Gene Ontology annotation, cellular component: GATOR1 complex. NCBI's taxonomy places the organism in Eukaryota, Metazoa, Chordata, Lepidosauria, Squamata, Lacertidae.